Molecule: messenger RNA, 177 nt
Organism: Trypanosoma cruzi
Lineage: Eukaryota; Euglenozoa; Kinetoplastea; Trypanosomatida; Trypanosomatidae
Exons: 1
Coding region: 1-177 (58 amino acids)
Source: RefSeq, a predicted model, not a curated record
AUGACACGCGGGAACCAACGAGAUCUUGCCCGUGAAAAAAAUAUGAAAAAACAACAGGAAAAGCAAAAAGGACGGCGCUCAGAUGGAAUGUCCGUUGCUCAGCGAAAGGAAGCUGAUGCAGAGCGCGUGCGCAAGAAGCAGGCAGAGGCGGAGUUGAAACGGCAAGGUGAUUCCUGA